Molecule: messenger RNA, 2486 nt
Organism: Manihot esculenta (cassava)
Lineage: Eukaryota; Viridiplantae; Streptophyta; Magnoliopsida; Malpighiales; Euphorbiaceae
Product: protein ESMERALDA 1
Exons: 10
Coding region: 295-1983 (562 amino acids)
Source: RefSeq, a predicted model, not a curated record
CCCCUCGGAAAAAAAAAUCAUCCCCCCCUCCUCUGCACGUGCCUCCUUUCUUUCUUUCCUCUCUCGGUCUCUUUCCCUCCUCCUUUCCUUUGCUUUAAUCGUCGCGCAUACAACAGAGCUCCACGGGAGACGGAGAGAGAGGAAUCCACAGCAAAGCAAGAGAUCAAACAAAGCCUCGGAGAAGUACGUUUUAACCGAACUCGGUGACGCCAUAGAGUUUGCUUAUGCAUGACGACGUCGUAGCGAAGGAAGCGAGAACGGAGACGCUGAGAUCCAACAGUUCUUUGUUACUAAAUGCACGCAUACAACAGGAUACCGAGUAGCGGCCACUCGACUCCGUCACCACCACAGUCGCCGCUUCGUUCCCCGAGGUAUCGCCACGGGGGCAGCCGCUCCAAGCGUUUCAAUCCGGCGUCCCACCCGCCUGGUCGGACCCUCGCUCAUCGCCUCGCGUGGCUUCUCCUUUCGGUUCUCCUACGCCGGCAGGGGAUUUUCCUCUUUGCCCCUCUUAUUUACAUCUCUGGUAUGCUUUUGUAUAUGGGAACGGUUUCAUUUGAUGUCGUUCCAGUCAUUAAGCACAAGCCUGCUCCUGGGUCCGUCUAUCGAAGUCCUCAGAUUUACCGGAAGCUUAGACCCGAAAUGGAUGCAGAUAAUUCCUCCGCUGAUGCACUAUCAACCAUAUGGAAACACUCAUAUAAAGGUGGAGAGUGGAGAUCAUGUGUGAACAAGUCUUCUGGAGGAUUACCUGAAUCAAAUGGCUACAUAUAUGUUGAGGCAAAUGGUGGCCUGAAUCAGCAGAGAACAUCGAUAUGCAAUGCAGUUGCUGUGGCAGGCUUUCUAAAUGCAACACUUCUCAUCCCAAAUUUUCAUUUUCAUAGUAUCUGGAGAGAUCCUAGCAAAUUUAGAGACAUCUAUGAUGAGGAUUAUUUCAUCAGUACCUUGGAAAAUGAUGUACGGGUUGUUGAUAAGAUUCCCCUGUAUCUUAUGGAGCGGUUUGAUCAUAACAUGACCAAUGUCUACAACUUCAGAGUGAAAGCAUGGUCAUCCAUUCAUUACUACAAGGAGGUUGUACUUCCAAGGUUAUUGGAGGAAAAGGUUAUAAGGAUUUCUCCUUUUGCAAAUCGGUUAUCAUUUGAUGCUCCUCCAGCUGUUCAACGGCUUAGAUGCCUGGCAAAUUAUGAAGCAUUGAGGUUUUCAAAUCCCAUAUUAACUCUGGGAGAAGCUUUAGUGUCAAGAAUGAAAGAACGCAGUGUGAACCAUGGUGGGAAGUAUGUUUCUGUACAUCUUCGCUUUGAGGAGGACAUGGUUGCUUUCUCUUGCUGUGUAUUUGAUGGUGGAGAGCAAGAAGAAAAAGACAUGAUAGCAGCAAGAGAAAGAGGUUGGAAAGGGAAAUUUACAAAGCCUGGUCGUACCAUACGUCCUGGAGCAAUCAGGCUCAAUGGGAAGUGCCCCCUUACCCCUUUAGAGGUAGGCUUGAUGCUCAGGGGAAUGGGUUUUGAUAAAAACACAUUCAUAUUUUUAGCAUCUGGAAAGAUAUACAAUGCUGAAAAGUACAUGGCCCCGCUGUUGGAAAUGUUCCCAAAUAUGCUAACUAAAGAAAUGCUGGCUUCAGAGGAUGAGCUUGCUCCAUUUAAGAACUAUUCUUCCAGGAUGGCUGCGAUAGACUACACUAUUUGUCUUCACAGUGAGGUAUUUGUAACUACUCAGGGUGGGAACUUCCCUCAUUUUCUGAUGGGCCAUAGGAGAUUUUUGUACGGUGGACAUUCCAAGACAAUCCGGCCAGACAAGCGAAAGUUAGCUUUGCUCUUUGAUAAUCCAAAUAUUGGGUGGAAGAGCUUCAAGCGACAUAUGCUGAAUAUGCGGUCUCACAGUGAUUCCAAAGGAUUUGAACUCAAGAGACCAAAUGAUUCCAUAUAUUCAUUUCCAUGCCCAGAUUGCAUGUGCCGUAUGAACAAGACUGAUUCAAGAUCAUUAGCUCCGUGAUCUGCUUGGAGAGAUUUCGACCAUUGAUUCCUCUACCCGUGCUUGAUAAACAGAUCUUGCUGCUGACCCCAUUUUUGUGUGUUGUGAUUCUUUUAUUUUUUUCCCCCUUUCCCUACAGUGAGAGGGUAUACACUUCAAUUUUGGGAGCUUUGAAGAUUUAGUGGAGAUUGCAGUCAUCUGAUUAUUUCCUGGGAUUGGAUAUAGGGGGAACCGCAUCUUUUUGUACAUGAUGCUGGAGAACAUGCAAACAAAUUCUUUGAUCAGGAAUUUCCCGGGCAUUAACUGAGCAUUGUUUCCAUACAUGCUGCUGCAGCUGCUGUAUCUAACAAGCUGUAAGAUGAUACAUUUUGAUUCUUUCCUGCCCUGGUUACGUCAUGCUUGUAAAUUAGUUGGGUUGGAUCCAUUUUUAGGAUUUUAGGAACAGGAAUUUAUGUACAUUUCAUCACAGAUCAGGCUGUAGAUUCUUUUUUUUUUUUUUUUUUAACGGCCAUUUUUGUUGCUCA